Messenger RNA from Trametes versicolor FP-101664 SS1, 570 nucleotides. RefSeq lists its product as uncharacterized. Lineage: Eukaryota; Fungi; Basidiomycota; Agaricomycetes; Polyporales; Polyporaceae. The record is from RefSeq and is a predicted model, not a curated record. The transcript is spliced from 2 exons. The coding region runs from base 1 to 570 and encodes 189 amino acids.
AUGUUCUCCACCUUCACCCACGCUUCCACCUACGGCAAGUCGGCCGGGCGCCGGUCGCUCUGGUCUGGCAAGUCCAAGUCCAAGUCCAUCGAGAAGAGGCGGAUUGGCAGCCCCCGUUUGAACCAGUGGUCCCCGCUCGUGCCGCGCCCCAAGAAGGAGGUCGGGCUCCAGCUCAUUCCGCUCCGUGACGCGGGUCUGCGGGAGGAGCUCGUGCGCGGCAUAGACCCCAUCAAGAUGACCACGACGAGGACCUCGACGGACGACCACCUUUGGAUCCAGGAUCAGGCGUCGGCGAGGCUGACUGAGGGUUUGGAUGACCCGACGACGUCAGCCUCCCCGGCAUUGCCACGGAAGUAUCGUCUCUCGCUUGGGUCGUCGUUGCUUCACUGUUCGUUCAUCGCUUUCUCCCCUUUCCAAGCAGGUAUCCACCCCUUCAGCAUGCGACCGACAAGGACAACGAACGACCCGACCCGGACCGACCAGGCGUGGAUGGGACAGGCUGAGGGAUUGAUCACCCCUCGUCAAGUCAGCCUCCCGAAGAAUCUCCUCCGUUUCUGUCAUGUGCUCUAG